This is a messenger RNA of Anneissia japonica, 3252 nucleotides long. RefSeq lists its product as uncharacterized. NCBI's taxonomy places the organism in Eukaryota, Metazoa, Echinodermata, Crinoidea, Comatulida, Comatulidae. Bases 1 to 3252 code for a protein of 1083 amino acids. The record is from RefSeq and is a predicted model, not a curated record. The transcript has 10 exons.
AUGUUUAUUGUACACCAUCUUGACCGACGCGUUUUACAGGUUAGUGUGGUGAAGUCCACAGCAGCGCGAUGUCACGUUCUCGCCGUGUCGUUGGUUGACAGAGAUGAACAACAAACUACGGUUCAACUAAAAAGCAUAGACUGGUCAAUUGGGACUUCUGUGUUAGUUAUUGGUGAAGAUGAUAACACAACAUUAAAAUUUACAGCAAACAUAAACUCUUCGUCAAGUCUUAUGGGCACCUCGCUGUGGAAGCUCAGUAUAUUUCGAGCCAAAAAUAAACGAGGAAUCGGCACUAAGUAUAGCUUUAAUCCCCAGAUUUUGAGUGCUGCACAACAGGCAACACCACUUCUAAAGCGUAGAGGUAGUACACAAAAACUCAGUUUUACUGUGCCAUUUCUUCGCUUUGAUCUCUCUGGCGUCGGUUGUUUCAAAUAUAUAUGCUUGAAAUUAAAUAAGAAUGAUGAUGAUAGUCAAGACUACAGAUUCAUAGAGGGGACGUUAAAUCCAAACUGCAAAAGAAGUGGUUGCUACAAAUCGGUAAACAUUGGUUUUGACGCAAGAGCAAAUGGUACAUUAAAUACCUUACCAAGGCAACCAAACAACGAAAUGACUUUUGAUGUGGACAUAAUUUCACGUGGUCCAAUUGGUAUAACUGGUAAAAAUUCAUGGAAUGUAGCCGUCUAUGCUACUAGCACUUCUGAUGGUAAAGGUACACGUUACAACGAAGUACGACAAGCACUAACUAGUACACAAAGCGCAACAAGACUUAUUCCCUUCACUACAUCAAAAAUUGGUAUCGUGUCAUACAACUUGGAUAUGACUGAUUUAAAUUGCGAGCAAGCACAAUACGUUUGUUUACAUCUCUCAAAAUGUCAAGAAUCGCAAUAUGAUUUCGUGAUCUCUCCAACCAAUGCAAAUUUUGACGAAGAUGAGAAUGCAUUAUAUAAAUAUUUCCCACUAGAUUGUGACGGAGAUGGACAACAAACCUUGGUUCAAAUAAGUAGCAUAGUCUGGUCAAUUGGGACUUCUGCGUUAGUUAUUGGUGAAGAUGAUAACACAACAUUAAAAUAUAAAGCACAAAUGUCAGAAAAAUCAAAGUAUGUUGAGGGCACCUCGCUGUGGAGGAUCGGUAUUUUUGGAGCAGAAAAUAUACAAGGAACUGGCACUAAAUAUAGUUUUAAACCUCAGGUUUUGAGUGCUGUACAACAGGCAACGCCACUACUUUUAAAGAGUAGAGAUAAUAUACGAGAACUCAGUUUCACUGUGCCAUUUCUUCGUUUUGAUCUCUCUGGCAUCGGUUGUGGAAAAUUCAAGUAUAUAUGCUCCGCAUUUGACAAGAAUGAAGAUGCUAAUCCAGAUUAUAGAUUUGAAGAGUCAGCGUUGAAUGUCAAUUGUAAAAAGAGUAGCUGUUACAAUUCUGUAAACGUGGGUUUUGACGCAGAAGCAAAUAGUGCAUUAACUGUUUCACAAAGGCAACUGAACAACGAAAUGGAUUUUGAUGUGAACAUAAUCUCACGUGGUCCAAUUGGUAUAAAUGGAGAAAAUUCAUGGAAUGUAGCCGUCUACGCUACUGACAGUGCUGAUGGUAAAAGUACACGCUACAACCAAGUACGACAAGCACUAAAUAAUGCAAAGAGCGCAACCAGACUUGUUCCCUUCACUACAUCUAAUAUCGGUAUCGUGUCAUACAACUUGAAUAUGACUGAUUUAAUUUGCGAGCAAGCACAAUACGUUUGUUUACAUCUCACAAAAUGUCAGGAAUCGCAAUAUGAUUUCAUGAUCUCUCCAACCAAUGCAAAUUUUGACGAAGAUGAGAAUGCUGUAUAUAAAUGUUUCCCACUAGAUUGUGACGGAGAUGGACAACAAACCUUGGUUCAAAUAAGUAGCAUAUUCUGGUCAAUUGGGACUUCUGCGUUAGUUAUUGGUGAAGAUGAUAACACAACAUUAAAAUAUAAAGCACAAAUGUCAGAAAAAUCAAAGUAUGUUGAGGGCACCUCGCUGUGGAGGAUCGGAGUUUUUGGAGCAGAAAAUAUACAAGGAACUGGCACUAAAUAUAGUUUUAAACCUCAGGUUUUGAGUGCUGUACAACAGGCAACGCCACUACUUUUAAAGAGUAGAGAUAAUAUACGAGAACUCAGUUUCACUGUGCCAUUUCUUCGUUUUGAUCGCUCUGGCAUCGGUUGUGGAAAAUUCAAGUAUAUAUGCUCCGCAUUUGACAAGAAUGAAGAUGCUAAUCCAGAUUAUAGAUUUGAAGAGUCAGCGUUGAAUGUAAAUUGUAAAAAGAGUAGCUGUUACAAUUCUGUAAACGUGGGUUUUGACGCAGAAGCAAAUAGUGCAUUAACUGUUUCACAAAGGCAACUGAACAACGAAAUGGAUUUUGAUGUGAACAUAAUCUCACGUGGUCCAAUUGGUAUAAAUGGAGAAAAUUCAUGGAAUGUAGCCGUCUACGCUACUGACAGUGCUGAUGGUAAAGGUACACGCUACAACCAAGUACGACAAGCACUAAAUAAUGCAAAGAGCGCAACCAGACUUGUUCCCUUCACUACAUCUAAUAUCGGUAUCGUGUCAUACAACUUGAAUAUGACUGAUUUAAAUUGCGAGCAAGCACAAUACGUUUGUUUACAUCUCACAAAAUGUCAGGAAUCGCAAUAUGAUUUCAUGAUUUCUCCAACCAAUGCAAAUUUUGACGAAGAUGAGAAUGCUGUAUAUAAAUGUUUCCCACUAGAUUGUGACGGAGAUGGACAACAAACCUUGGUUCAAAUAAGUAGCAUAGUCUGGUCAAUUGGGACUUCUGCGUUAGUUAUUGGUGAAGAUGAUAACACAACAUUAAAAUAUAAAGCACAAAUGUCAGAAAAAUCAAAGUAUGUUGAGGGCAACUCGCUGUGGAGGAUCGCUGUAAACGUGGGUUUUGACGCAGAAGCAAAUAGUGCAUUAAUUGUUUCACAAAGGCAACUGAACAACGAAAUGGCUUUUGAUGUGAACAUAAUCUCACGUGGUCCAAUUGGUAUAAAUGGAAAAAAAUCAUGGAAUGUUGCCGUCUACGCUACUGACAGUGCUGAUGGUAAAGGCAUCCGCUACAAGCCUGUACGACAAGCUCUAACUAGAAAACAAAGCGCCACCAGACUUGUUCCCUUCACUACAGCUAAAAUUGGUAUAGUUCCAUACAACUUGGAUAUGACUGAAUUAAAUUGCGAGCAAGCACAAUACGAAUAUUAUGGUAAACCAAGAAGGCCAUGUCCCGAGAUGUCUUGA